CUUCAUUAGAUUCAAAUGCACCAUUUCGACAUUGGUAUGGAAAGCUUGUGGAAUUAAAAUCACUUAUACUCGAGAAAACACCAGUAGGAGUUUUCACAGCAACUGCAACGAAAGAAACAAAGUUGUUGAUUUUUGAAAUGCUUCAAUUGCAUGCUGCAAAAACUUUUUGUGUAGAGAAGAAUCCAGUUCGACCCAAUAUAAUGUACAUAUUUGAAUAUGUCAAUAAGAAUAAAGGCUUAGAUGAGAUAUUUCAGCCAAUCAUUGAUGAGGUUUUACACUGUAAGACCCAUAUGAAAAGGACAAUUAUAUUUUGCCAAACAAAAAAACAGUGCUCUAUUUUAUUUAGAGCAUUUUCAAUUUCAUUGGGGGAAAAUUUUUUUGCCAGUAGUGAAUUAUUGCCAAGUAACCGAUUAGUGGACAUCUUUCAUGCAGGAACCCCAGAAAAUGUGAAAUCACACGUUAUUAAUCAGAUGGCCAAAUCAGAAAGUUGUUUGAGAGUACUCAUUUGCACAGUUGCAUUUGGGAUGGGCAUAAAUUGUAGAGGUUUGUACAGAAGUAUUCAUCUGGGUCCUCCAAAGUCAAUGGAAGCAUUAUUGCAGGAGACAGGCCGGCUUGGAAGGGAUGAAAGUUCAGCAACAUCUUAUGUGCUAUACAAUGGUAUCCUAAAUACACUUUGCAAUAUCAAAAUGAAAAUUCUCCUACAGCAUGAAAUGUGCAGAAGAAGAGAAAUUGGAAAACAUUUCAAUGCAUUUUCUUCAUUGGAGAUGCCAAAACAAUGUAUGUGUUGCGAUAACUGUGCCAUGGAUUGCAACUGCAGUGAUCAGUGUCUUAAAGGUGACAGCAAGUUUACCUUGUUCUCUAAACAAAUGGAAACUGAACUACCAUUACCAAAAAGAAAACGAAAUGUCACAAAAGAACAAAAAGAAGAACUGACCGAAAAACUUUACAAUUUAAAGACGGAAAUAGAAGCUGAGUUAGCAACUGUAAAACCUGUUGGAACCACAAGUGUCAAAUUUGAAUUUUGCAAUUUUCAAGUGCACCAGAUAAUAGCUGAGUGUAUGCACAUCUUUUCUAUUGAAGACAUAUUUCUGUAUGUAGAAAUCUGGCGACGAAAUCAUGCAGUACAGGUCUUACACCUUUUGUAUGAGACUUUUCAAGAUUUUGAAAUAAAUCUACAAGAUAUCAGUUGUAGUGAUGAAGAAUCAUCUGGUGAGCAAAUGGAAAUAAUUCAUGAGGAUUGGGGAAUUUUGCAACAUGCAAACACUUUUAAUACCACAACAUCCAGUCUACUUGCUUUAGAUGAAAGUGAUAAUGUAGGGUUAGCAAGUGACAAUGAUGGCAGCUGCAGUAUAUCAGGCUUUUUGUCAUCAGCCAUUGAGAAAAUACAUGAAGAAGAGGACAUUGAAAUGGAGAACUGAACUUUGCUGUGAAGCGAAUAAAAUGAUCUAAAUGUAACAUUUGAUGUGAUUUGCUUGGUAAAACAUGUUUUUUAUUUGUUAUGUAAAACAACUAAAAAAUGCUUUAAUUACUUAUUAACAUAACUGGUGCACUAAAGGGCUGUCUAAAAAGUAUGUAUGCUCUAAAUACCCCAAUUUUGGACACCCUGUUCCAUUUUACAUCAAUUUGCAGUACCUACUCCUCCAAGCCUACAUAUGGUUUAAGCCAUCACCCCCCUCCAAAAAAAUUUGAAUUAAACGUUAAAGGUACCUCGAUACUAUUUUGUUUCAGAGGGUUUGCAUGUAGGCCGGGUCUUUAUUGUUAAGCAAAAGUUGGCAAUAUCACAAGCAUUCAGGCACAUUGCAUGUGUGGUGAUGGUUGUGUUAUUUGCAUUAUUUUUCAAUACUUUUUUAUUCUGACAGGUGGUGGCUGGCUAAUGGAAAAUAGGGAAAAAUUUUAAGAUAUGCAAAAAUAUUUAUGAGGAUGAGCCUCCCUUGCCCUACAGCUCCAUAACACCUUGCAAUUAGUAAGAUCAACCCUAAAUGCAAACAAAUUUGUUAAAUAAACCAAAACAGAUACAAAUUAUGCAACAUGUUCUCUUGUUUUAUAUAUAUAAUAUAAUUAUCUUGGACACUUUUUUUGCAAAACUUUCUUUUUGUGCUCAUUAAUCCAUGCGAACAUGGCAUGCAUGUCAAAUCCAUCCAAGAUACUGUCAUUAACAUUACAAAAGUGCUUGUAUUUUCGGCCAUUCUUAUGUGUCAAUGCAUCAUGUUCAACUAGCUCAUUAACAACUUUGUGCAAAUCUGCUUUUUCACAGCGGCGCUUAUGUUCUCCUGAUCGCUUUUUGAAAAAUAUUUGCUGGUCAAAUCUGUCAAGCACAUCUUUGUUGACCCUUAAUGCCUUUAUAUAUCUAUUCAGACAUUGCUGAUUGGUUGCAUUUGGGCCUAGGUUUUGCAUCAGUGUUUUUAUCAGCUUGUUGUGAUGUUCAAGUGCAAGGUCCAAGGGUAUGUUUCCACCUGGUCCAUUUUUGUUUUUAAAAAAUCUGUUCCAUUUAAGCUCGUGUGCAGCCUUUGGAGUCAGAAGUGCAUUCACCUGACAUAGCAAAUAAAAUGCCUCAAGUGCAUAUUUGGUGCUUCCUUGCCCAUCAAAACGUAAAUAUGGUAGAAAGAACUUCCAGCAUCUGACAAUUCUUUCCCCGUCACCUUCAGAAAUGGCAUCAAAGAAAUUUUGGAUCAGCAUCCCAACCUCCAACAAAGCCAGCUGAUAGUUAAGCAUAUCAUCUCUGUUCUCAUCUACUGCCCCUGAACUUUUGGAGGGUUGCACAGAAUGUGUCAUUCCAUGAGUAGCUUCAUGCUCCCUUCUUGCCUUGCCAUCAUAUUUAAAAACUUUGCCACAUCCAGAAAAACGACACUGGAAAUGCUUCUGUGCUUUUUGCUUCUCAUGUUCAUUUUCAGCCUCAACUUUAUUCAAGAUGUGUUCCACCUUUUCAGUUCUCAAAAUAAACUUGUCAACUAUUUCUGAUGCCAAAGAGUGAAGAUUAUUCCUUUUUUCUUCUGUAGUUGACCUUUCAUUGGCUUGCAUCAUAUGCUGCAGGGGCAAAUCAUCAACAGAUCUUAGAUCCAACAGUUUUAAUGCUCCAGCAAUCACACGUGCCUUGACUGCCAAAUUAAGAAACUUCUUUGAUUGGUUUACUCGAUGUUUAACAUCUGUUGACACAUUUCUUCUAUCAACUAGGUUUCUGUCACAAUAUAAUGUGCAUUUAUCACUUGCUGAUUGUGGAUGAUAGAAUGCCUCAUAUAUGAGCUGCAGAAAAAUUCAACACAAAUUUUAAUAAAUAGAUAUUUCAGGAACUAAAUUAUACAUCGUAUGAGAAGCUCUUUCCAAACCUGAAAGAGACUAUUAAGGUUUAUGUAGCAUGAUUUUGAGCCUGGCUGAAUUUCAAGGUCAUUUUGUAAGAUUGAAAAUACAGAAUGCAGAUUUCAAUAACUAAAUAUAUCAAAAGAAAGGUCUUAAGGAAUAUAUAUAUAUAUAGAGGAAUAUAUUAAAAUAAGGAGAGAUUAGAUAUACUAAAAUAAGAACUCCCCUUUACCAUAAGUAUUUGUCUCACCCUAUUUUAAUCCAUUCUGAUGGUUUCAACAUAAAACUCUAAUUACCAAUAAUCACCUCUAAGAACUUUAUUCCACCAUGAAAGUCAGCAAUCUCAAAAUGAAGACCUUCUCUACGCUCCUCAGAUGUGAAUCCAUUUGAGACAUCCAUCAAACCAUUUACUCCUCUCUCUACCGUCAAUUGAUCACCCACAAUUGCCUGGCUGCUAAAAUGCUUCUCUCCUUGAACUUGAUAACAUGGCACAUAUUGGUGUACAGUCUCAAGAAUUUUCCCCAUUCCAUCACAAGUGUUCUCGUUUGCAUAAAUUAUUCCAAGGUAGGUCUUGAAAAAAUAAAAAUCAAUGAACAAUAAUUAAGGUCAUACAACCCUCUAAAUGUGUCAAUUUUGGUCCCUCCCUUUCUCAAUCAUACAUACUAAGCAGGCCUUGCUCUAAGCAAAAUGAAGGUGCUCCAUAAAAAGAGCCCCUUAGAAACUCUAGGCGCUCUAUUUCGCACCUUUAAAUAAAAUAUCCUUGAGAGCAACUUUCAAGAGCUUUGGAAGAUAGAGGGCUACAUAUUGAAAGCUUUGGAAGAGUGUUAAAUAAGAAGUUCAAUGGUGAUACCAAAAGCACCAUAAUAUUAAAUAACAAAACGUGCAGCAAACACUUUGUUAAUGAUAGUGUUCAAACUAUUAUGGCUUAUUUUUCAGCUGAAAGAAGCAUUGAAAGCAUUGAAAACAUUUUAGGCUUUGAAAACAGAAUGAUAUCUUUUAUUUCAAGAUACUCUCAUGUCAAAUCUAUUUAUCUAAUCAACAAAUUUUCCUUUAAGAAGAUUUCAUUCAAUUUUGUUAUUAUUAUACCCAAAAAAUUGUUAAGGACAAGUAUUGGGGGAGGCUAGGAACAAAUAAAACCUAACUUUCUAUAAUUUUAUCACUUUUAAAAUACAUAUGUGCCUUCUGGCAUGUACAUGAAUAUUUAGUUGAAACUGUAUCUAUUUGACACUGCAUUGUAUUUGCUUUUAAAGGUAUCAGCAGAAAAGACAUUAUCAAAUAUUAUAUUCACAUACCGUAUUUGUUUUUUGUUUGGUCUUCUCUGUAUAUCUAUGUGGUAUAUUUCUUGUAACAACACAUUGCAAGAACUCCAAACAUUUUAUUUCAUCUGUGAUAUACCGAGAUACCAAUGUAAUGUAGUUCUCUCUCUGACUUUGGUGUUCACAUUUGCUUGGGCUGAAUAUGCCAUUUUCCAAUGACAUUAAAUCCCCUCUAGGUUUUGUAUCAUCAAGAUGACAACCUGAAAUUCUAUUUUCAGUUGCCAUGUGGCUGCAAUAAUGCACAUCAUUAUCUUUAUGCUCUUCAGUCAUAUCAUGGGUAACUUGAUGAUAAUCAAUGUUAUCCAGAACAAUUUUUCUUCCUGUGUCACAUCUAAUAUUUAAAGGUUCUUUGACAACAUUAGUUUUCAGCACUACUUCACUUGCUUUUUCCGAAACAAUGACUUCUGGUUCACUAAUUACUGGGAUAGUUUUUAAUCUUAAUGCCUUGUGUUUGGCAAAUGCACUAAUUGGUGGCUCAAAUGAGCCAUUAUCGUUCCCGUCUUCAAUUGUCUGCAAUGACUCUCUUAUUCUUUUCACUGCCUUAAUUUUAUUUUCAUUAUCGUUUUCUUCUUUUUGUGACAAUUUGUGUUUUUCAAUACGGCUUACUGUGCUCUUAUUUUUCUCUUGUAAGCUGCAACCUUCUCUCAUAGUUGUACUUUCUAAUCUCUCUGAUUCAUUUCUAAUGAUGUCUUUCAGUAUUUUGUCAUGGACUUUUCCAUAAGCCUGAAGUUUUCGAUAAAACUGAGUAUGUGAUGGCAUAAGUCUCAGUAUCUGAAGUCUGCCCAUUAUACCC
This is a messenger RNA of Rhopilema esculentum, 5403 nucleotides long. Lineage: Eukaryota; Metazoa; Cnidaria; Scyphozoa; Rhizostomeae; Rhizostomatidae. The record is from RefSeq and is a predicted model, not a curated record.